This is a messenger RNA of Dacryopinax primogenitus, 207 nucleotides long. RefSeq lists its product as uncharacterized. NCBI's taxonomy places the organism in Eukaryota, Fungi, Basidiomycota, Dacrymycetes, Dacrymycetales, Dacrymycetaceae. The record is from RefSeq and is a predicted model, not a curated record. The transcript is spliced from 2 exons. The coding region runs from base 1 to 207 and encodes 68 amino acids.
AUGGAGGUCAAGGUCAAGGAGAUGGAACCCCAAGUCAAUGACAUGGAGGUGGACAUCCCACUGGUGCUGGAGGUAGCAGAGGGAGAGGAGGUGGCUGUGGAAGAGGAGGAGAAAGAGGAGAAGGGGGAGAAGGUGGUUGUGGACAAUGAGGACAAGGAUGAGGACGAGGACAAGGUGAAGGAGGAGCUAGAGGACUUCAGCAAUUAG